Molecule: messenger RNA, 611 nt
Organism: Paramuricea clavata
Lineage: Eukaryota; Metazoa; Cnidaria; Anthozoa; Malacalcyonacea; Plexauridae
Source: the annotation of a GenBank genome assembly
AACUGCACCAAGUAAUGACUGGGCCAAUCCUGUUGAACGUGUGAUGAGCAUCGUUAACAUAGGACUACAGGGAAUUGGAGUAAUGAGAAGGAAAAUGAGUGAUGAAUUUGAGAAAGCUAUUGGUACAAGUUUUUUUAAACAUAUUUACUGUAUAUUCAAACUUGUGGGUAAUAUCCACUAAAAGCACUGUACAGUACUGUUCUGAUAACACCUUUUUCAAACUAGUUUAACCUUCUGAGCUUUUUACCAUUCCUUGUGGGUAAUUUAACCAAUAGUCAAUUUCUGGUCAAUUUCUCCCACAGUAAUGUACUAAAGUAAAAGUUGUUGAAUAUGAAAGGAUGUGUUUCUCAUGGUCACAAUUCCCAUUUUACUUUUAUAUAUUAUAUUAUUAAGCAAAUGCUGGUAGUGUUAAAGAGAUGAGGGACAAGGUCAACACUCCUGAACUGAAGAAACAGCUUUCUGAGUCACUCCAGUUUCCUGUCGAUUUGAUUAAGAGCCAGAUGGUUCGUCUUAGUUUAAAAGACAAAUCAUUCCAAGUCUUUGACCCAGCAGAAGAUGAAAAAAUCGACGCUUUAUGGAAACUUUGUCUGGAUGUUGACAAGAGUUUGAAA